Phragmites australis (common reed) is the source of this 615-nucleotide messenger RNA. RefSeq names its product NAD-dependent malic enzyme 65 kDa isoform, mitochondrial-like. Gene Ontology annotation, cellular component: mitochondrion. Gene Ontology annotation, molecular function: NAD binding; malate dehydrogenase (decarboxylating) (NAD+) activity. Bases 1 to 615 code for a protein of 204 amino acids. NCBI's taxonomy places the organism in Eukaryota, Viridiplantae, Streptophyta, Magnoliopsida, Poales, Poaceae. The record is from RefSeq and is a predicted model, not a curated record. Gene Ontology annotation, biological process: pyruvate metabolic process; malate metabolic process. The transcript is spliced from 7 exons.
AUGAGAAGAUUGGUUCUAGAAGCACUCAAAGAUUCAUCCUCUUCGAGACCAGCAAUUUUUGCAAUGUCCAAUCCUACUAAAAAUGCUGAGUGUACACCUGGAGAAGCAUUUUCAAUUCUUGGUGAAAAGGUCAUCUUUGCUAGUGGAAGCCCAUUUGAUGAUGUGGAUCUUGGUAAUGGGAAGAUUGGCCACUCCAAUCAAGGGAACAACAUGUAUCUCUUUCCUGGAAUAGGGCUUGGAACCCUUCUGCCUGGUGCUCGGGUUAUCUCCGAUGGAAUGCUGCAGGCUGAAGCUGAACGCUUGGCUUCAUACAUGAAAGAAGAGGUUCUCCAAGGGAUAAUUUAUCCUCCAAUCUCCAGUUUUAUAAUUCUAAAACUGAUCUUCCAGUUUGUGUUGUAUGUACUCCUAAUAUGUACUACAUGCAGAAUACGUGACAUCACUAAGGAGGUGGCAGCAGCAAUUGUGAGGGAGGCAGUAGCUGAGGAUCUAGCUGAGGGAUACCGUGACAUGGAUUCAUGUGAGCUUGCAAGACUCAGCGAGGAAGAAACUGUUGAAUAUAUCAAGACGAACAUGUGGAGUCCAGUCUAUCCAACAAUAGUGUACAAGAAAGACUAG